Ostertagia ostertagi is the source of this 570-nucleotide messenger RNA. The record is from the annotation of a GenBank genome assembly. NCBI's taxonomy places the organism in Eukaryota, Metazoa, Nematoda, Chromadorea, Rhabditida, Trichostrongylidae.
AUUGAAUCCAUAAACUUCGAUGCAGUCAAAAAGGCAUUCGACGCAUCCGCCAACGUCUAUACGGCUAGUCCAGACAAUUUGACUCCUGUUCCGGAUAGCCAUCACGUCGUGUUCAAAAAUUUGUCGGAAGAAGAGAGGAAUCAUUAUUGGAAAGAAGGUCUGAGAGCGAUUUCUCGAGGUGAAGUUGCUGCCAUCGUUUUAGCUGGAGGACAGGCAAGUCGUCUCGGUUCAUCAGCUCCUAAAGGCACGAUCCCUCUCGGACUCGGUGUUGCUCCAUGUGAUUCUUUAUUGGGUAUUCAAGCAUGUAAAAUUGCAUUGUUGGAAAAGCUAGCCAAGGAGGAGUUUCCUGAAGCCAAAGAGACAGAGCAAAGAUUCCGUGGCUGGUGUAAUGACGUCGAAACUCUUACCGAAAAGCCACAGCGCAAUCACUUUGGCGGAACUAAUUUGCCAGCACUGCAGGACUAUCUUUUCGAUCAGGUCACCGUAUUCGUUCAAGCCAGAAAUCCCGGCUUUCGACAACGAUGGCAAUCUUCUCCUUUCCAACAAACACACAGUCGUCACUGCUCCAAG